Molecule: messenger RNA, 1701 nt
Organism: Athalia rosae (coleseed sawfly)
Lineage: Eukaryota; Metazoa; Arthropoda; Insecta; Hymenoptera; Athaliidae
Product: metaxin-1
Exons: 6
Coding region: 283-1245 (320 amino acids)
Biological process (GO): mitochondrion organization
Cellular component (GO): SAM complex
Source: RefSeq, a predicted model, not a curated record
CAAUCGGACAUUAUCCGUAAGGAAUAUUUAAUUUUCAUCAUUUAAAACGCACUAAUUCAAGUCAAAAUUUUGUGCUUCAAACCUGAUCGCGGAAGAAAGGCUUUUUCCCCGAUUGGCGAAGAUCGCCUUCGUUGACUGAAGAAGGGGACGAUGCACGCACACGCACGUCGUCUCGAUAGCAUGUUCAAUUGUUUACAAUUGGACGAUCAUGUGUGACUGAUAAAAGAUUUAUUUCAAUAACUAUAAAUCCAAUUAUUACGUCUAUUAUUUUUGGAAUUCAAUAUGAGUGAAUCAUUUCAAUUAGACGUCUGGAAAGGAGAUUGGGGCCUUCCAUCUGUGGAUAUUUAUUGUCUUAAUGCACUGGCCUAUGCAAAAUUCAGUGGAGUACCACUCAAAAUAAAUCCUACUAGUAAUCCUUUUCGAACACCAAAUGGUGUGUUACCUGUUCUUCGAUGCGGAAAUGAGAUCAUAGACUCUGUGAAGGACAUAAAAGCAUUUUUGCGACAGCGGAAUUACACAGCUGAUUGCAAACUAACACCUAAACAAUGUGCAGAGGUGGUAGCAUACGAUACCAUGGUUAAAGAAAAAAUUUACCCAGCAUUACAGUAUAUUUGGUGGGUGGAUGUAGGAAAUUAUAACGAAUUCAUACGACCGUGGUAUGCCAAAGCACUACCAUUUCCAUUGAAUUUUUAUUACCCUGGAAGAUACGAAAGGCAAGCUAAAGCAAUGAUGGAGUCUCUGUACCCCACGGAAGAUGAAAUUAGUGUUAUAGAAAAUGGGGUAUAUUCAGAGGCACAGAAGUGUAUGACUUUGUUAUCAACCAGACUAGGAGAAAGUGAUUUUUUCUUCGGUUCUCAUCCUACUUCACUAGAUGCAAUAAUCUAUUCCUAUCUCGCCCCACUGCUAAAAAUUCCAUUGCCAAAUUCAGCUCUACAGAACCAUCUCAAAGCUUGCACGAAUCUAGUCAAAUUUGUAACCCGCAUAUCACAAAGAUACUUUGAUAAUGUGGGUCAGGAAUAUGAAAAAAAAAAAGCUGAAGAGAAUGCUAAAAAAUUGCAUAGGGAUUCUGAGACUGAAUUUCCAAAUAGAAGGAGAAAUCAAGUUUUGGCUGGGAUCUUCGCUACCUUGGCUAUGGUUGGUUAUGCUUUUUCAAUUGGCAUUGUUGAGGUACUAGUCUAUUUAUUGAGGCGCAGAAAAUUUCUUAAGUAUAUUAAGAAAAAAAAGCUACGUAAAAUUAGAGGAUAAUCAGAUGCUAGAGGGCCCGACAGAUUAUAUGCUGGAUGCUCGAAAUGAGGAUGAAUAACAUUUGCAUCUGAAUAUGAAUUUUACUGUGUGCAAAGAUAACGAGAUACAAAUUUGAGGAUUUUAAUAAAUGAAAUUUAUUUUAAAUUGAUACGCGUGUAGAAAGUCAGUUGAAUCUGUGAUUCAAACUUUGAAGAUACUAUAGAAUUACUGUAAAUGGGAAUUACUGUUAACUAAUUGUAAGUACUCAUUAUCUUUUUGUUGUCAAUGGUUAGCAUGUGAGAUUACAACAACAAAUGCUCAACAAAUAUUCCACUUCACUCACUGACUUUCAUUCGAUGCAAGAUUGAAGAGAUUACCAUCGUUAACUAGUAUGUAUUGGAAAUUCAAGAUACAUUUUCUCUAACGCAAAUAUAACGACGGCGAAAAGUAUCAGAAAUAAAUAUUUAGAUUAUAGUA